Messenger RNA from Mycena indigotica, 714 nucleotides. Its product is annotated as CHCH domain-containing protein. The transcript is spliced from 2 exons. Bases 1 to 714 code for a protein of 237 amino acids. Gene Ontology annotation, molecular function: protein-disulfide reductase activity. The record is from RefSeq and is a predicted model, not a curated record. Gene Ontology annotation, biological process: protein import into mitochondrial intermembrane space. Lineage: Eukaryota; Fungi; Basidiomycota; Agaricomycetes; Agaricales; Mycenaceae. Gene Ontology annotation, cellular component: mitochondrial intermembrane space.
AUGUUCCGACUUGCUCGAGCAUCACGCUUACCUCUGCGGCGCUACAUCCAAACCCAGGCCUCCUCCUCCUCCAGGCCCAGUGGGUCUUCUGCAGGAUAUCUUCUCGGGGCUGGCAUCGUUGCUGGGGUUGCAUACGGCGAAUACAACGACAGUGAACACUCAAAUCAGCCCACCAACCGGAAGGGUAUGCACAUACGUAUUGCUCCCGAGUUAUCUUGCUUGUUUGACUCUGGGAAUGUAGAGCAACCAGACUUCGAAACGUUUGUCCGCCAACGGCUGGUCGAGACACGGCGAACGCAAGUCAAGCCAAAUACUUCUUCUUCUGCUUCGACUGCCACAGCAGAGCAUGAUGCGUCAGAAAACAGCGGCGCGUUCAAUCCGGAGACGGGAGAAAUUAACUGGGAUUGCCCAUGUUUAGGCGGAAUGGCCGACGGGCCAUGCGGGGAGGAAUUCCGUGCUGCAUUCUCGUGCUUCAUCUACUCUGAAGUCGAGCCAAAAGGGAUGGACUGUGUGGAGAAGUUCCAGGGUAUGCAAACUUGUUUCCGAGCCCAUCCUGAGGUCUAUGCCGCUGAAAUCGCCGAUGACGAAGCUGCCGAGGCUGCCCUCGCCGCAGAACAAGAGGCAGAAAAAGCGUCCACAUCUGACCCCCUUCCUCCCACCGACGUUCCUUCACCUGCUGCAACCGAGGAAGCGUCAUCAAAGUACAACUUAUAG